CGACUCGCUCUCGUCACUCUGUGUGAAAGCUCAACGGACACGCCCCACCCACCGCCACCACCAAGACCAAUUUCAUCCCCCGGAAAGCAAUAAGACGCGAAGGACUCGCUCCGCGUGUUUUUGCAGUGUUUACAGUAGUUAACUAACAAAAAGAAAAAAAAAAAAACAAAAACAAAAUGAGCAAGUUCGCCUGGGUUACCCUGACCACAAAUGAUACCUACUCGCUGGGCGCCUUGGUCCUGGCCCAUUCGCUGAAGCGUGCCGGCACCGCCCAUCAGCUGGCUGUGCUGGUGACGCCCACCGUUUCGGAGGCGAUGCGGGACAGACUGAAGGACGUGUACAAUGUUGUACAAGAGGUGAAUGUGCUGGACUCACAGGAUGCCGCCAACCUGGCGCUGCUCGCCCGCCCCGAGCUGGGCGUCACCUUCACAAAGCUCCACUGCUGGCGCCUGGUGCAGUUCGAGAAGUGCGUCUUCCUCGAUGCGGACACGCUGGUGCUGAAAAACUGCGAUGAGCUGUUCGAGCGCGAGGAACUGUCCGCUGCUCCGGAUGUCAGCUGGCCGGAUUGCUUCAACUCGGGCGUGUUUGUCUUCAAGCCCAGCGUGGAGACCUUCAAUCAGAUCACAGAGUUCGCCGUUAAGAACGGCAGCUUCGAUGGCGGCGAUCAGGGCCUGUUGAAUCAGUUCUUUGCCGAUUGGGCGACCGCAGAUAUCAAGAAGCAUUUGCCCUUUGUCUAUAAUGUGACAGCCUAUGCUUCCUACUGCUACUUGCCUGCGUUCAAACAGUUCAGAGAUAAGAUAAAGAUUUUGCAUUUUGCUGGCAAACUGAAGCCCUGGUUGAUACAGUUCAACUCUGAGACAAAAACCGCUGCCACGCCCCACGAUUACUCCCAUGCGAAAGACCUUAUCCAGCACUGGUGGACCAUCUUCUGUGAUAAUGUGCAUCACUUCCUUGACGACACUAUGUGCCUUUGCCUAAACAUAACGCAUCCGUCGAGCUAUGCUGAAUAUCAUAACGAUAUGGACAGCUACUAUCACCAGCAUCAGCAUCAGCAACAGCAACAACAACCACAACAGCAAUAUGUGCCGCAUGUCCGUGAAUUUCGUGAUCCUUGGGCAGAUUAUUAUGAGCAAGUGGAGCGAGAACUGAAUGAGCCCGAACCAGAAGCCGAGCCCGAGCUCUGGCAUAAUGAAAAUACGAAUGAGAGUUCAUGUGAAACGCAAGUGCAUGGCGAGAGGAGAAGGAGUUGGGGUCAGAGCGAUGCAUGCCGAAAUGAUAGACCCAGAUCCACAUCACCAACACCUCAAGCACGAUCACCACCACCACCACAACAACAACAACAACCACCACCACCAGCACCACCCACUGCCAACGAAGAUUAUAGAGCAAUUGAUGUAAAUAGCAAUGAGCAAGCACCCACCCACGAACCACACACGAACCACUCCGUGCAUUGUCCAACUGUACAGCACACGACACAAACCACCUCAAACCACACACAAAUCGAAGAAGUUCCCGUUGCUGAUGAGGCUGGUCUCGCUGGCGCCUUGGCACAGCUGCGCAUCGGCGUCGAACGCACACCCGAACAGGAGCAGUACGAGAAUCUGAUGCGUCGCCAGUGUUGGGAAUCGGGACAGAUUGACUAUUCGGGCGCCGAUGCGUUCGACAAUAUCUGGAAGAAGAUCACGCAGACUCUGGAGGCCAAGCCCGACAAGGAGGCGGAAGCGGAGGCUGACCAAACUGAUAACGAUAACGUUAACGAUAACGAUAACACGAUAGGCUAUAACAAAUUGCUAACUAAAACCGCUAGCAGACUGCUGCAGCAAACGCACAACGCAACGCCAGCCAGGCCCAGCUCUGACCGCAGCCCCAGCCCCAGCCCCAGCCCCAGCUCAAGCUCGAGCUUAGCAACUAACCAGGGGUCAAGUGUGGCAGAGGCCAAGGCCAGCCCCGCAGCCGCCACAACUAACAAACUUCCAACUAACGCACAGAAACCAGUCUCCAGCAACACAGCUGUGGAGCAGCAACCGACAACGACAACGACAACAGGAAAGCCGCAACGUGUCCAGCCUGCGGCUCAAGCGACGCAACCGCAGCACAUCCUUCAGCAGAGCCCGGCGCCCACCAAGCCGAGCCGACAGAAGGCGUCGCGUAAGUUCAAAUAACAAUUACUGCAGCUGCUGUUGCACUACAGCUGCCUGCCGCAACUGGCGACCAGGACAGCGAAGACGCCGGCGCUGCUCCGACUGACCCUGCAACUGGAUAGCGACAACGAAUCCGAAUUCGUGCCGGAGCCGGUGCACGUCUAAGCCCAAGUACAAGUACAGUAAAACCUACAAAAUGCUGUAAAAAGUUUGCUUAAAAGAAAUUAUUAAACAAUUUACCAAAUGCGCCUUAGA
This is a messenger RNA of Drosophila virilis, 2396 nucleotides long. Lineage: Eukaryota; Metazoa; Arthropoda; Insecta; Diptera; Drosophilidae. The record is from RefSeq and is a predicted model, not a curated record.